Molecule: messenger RNA, 5641 nt
Organism: Candoia aspera
Lineage: Eukaryota; Metazoa; Chordata; Lepidosauria; Squamata; Candoiidae
Gene: POLA1
Product: DNA polymerase alpha 1, catalytic subunit
Exons: 38
Coding region: 1-4680 (1559 amino acids)
Biological process (GO): DNA replication; mitotic DNA replication initiation; lagging strand elongation
Cellular component (GO): alpha DNA polymerase:primase complex
Molecular function (GO): DNA replication origin binding; single-stranded DNA binding; DNA-directed DNA polymerase activity
Source: RefSeq, a predicted model, not a curated record
AUGGAGCUGAGCGAGCGCCUGCAUAACAGGGUUGACGACGAUUGCCAUGGAGUGUCCUGUCUCAAAUGCUGUUUGAUUUUGUCAAAAUCACCAUUGUCUGCAAUUCUGGGAUAUUUUAUUUGUGGGUUCCACGCACAAAGCUAUCACUUGAUAUUUGCUCCAAGUGUUCUCCGUGCUGCUACCCUGAAAGGAAAGCUAAAUGAAGAAACUAGCAUUGUGGCAGUGUCCAUAUGGAAGCAUAAACCAAUAUAUCUUAUUUUAGAACUUGAAUUUUUUGCAGAAACAACAAAUUCUGCAAAUGUUGCAUCUUCACGUUUGCGUCGUGAGAAAAAAUCUAAAAAAGGAAGGCAGGAAGCUCUGGAACGUUUGAAGAAAGCAAAGGCUGGUGAGAAAAUAAAAUAUGAGGUUGAGGAAUUUACAGCUGUUUAUGAUGAAAUUGAUGAAGAACAAUAUUCUAAGAUUGUUAGAGAACGCCAGGAUGAUGACUGGAUAGUGGAUGAUGAUGGGGUUGGUUAUGUAGAAGAUGGCAGGGAGAUUUUUGAUGAAGACUUAGAAGAUGAUGCUCUUAAUUCUGACAAGAAACGAAGAAAAGCUACAGCUUCUACAAAUGAUAAAAAAACCAUGAAGAAGACUCUGGUAUCAAAACCAAACACUAUUAAGUCUAUGUUCAUGUCUAAUACAGGCAAGAAAAAUGUUGAUAAAGCCAUUGAUCUAUCUAAAGAUGAUUUGCUAGGAGACAUUUUGCAAGAUCUGAAUGCUGAGCCUGUUCGUAUAGUACCACCAGUUCCAGUGCUUAAAAAAAGGAGAAUUCUUGGAACAUCAUUAAAUCCUUUUUCUGUGCAGUCUGAAGAUUCCAAGGUAACUGCUAUAGUGAGAAAAACCAUUACUCCUGGAAAAGAAGAAAUCCCUUCAUUAAAGUCCGAACAUUCAGUCUAUUUAGCUAGAUCAGAGGCAGUCAUAGAAGAGAGUAUUAAUCGUGAAAAUGGAAUACAAUCUGUGGAAAAUGGAGAACUGGUAAAAAUAAAACAAGAAGAAUCUGUUAAAGCAGAUGAACAAGAUGGAAUUAUUUUUGAUGAUGGGGACUUCAAUGAAUCUAUGCCAGGAAUGGGAAUUGUGUCAGAUGAGGUCACAUUCCUCAAGGAAGAGAUGAAAUUGGAAGAGAAACAAAUGCUAUGUUCUUCCCUCCACAAUAAAUCCUGUUGGGACAGAAUUGAUGAACACGAAGAUGCGUACGUAUCUUCAGAAAUUCAAGUGGAUUCCAGUCAGUUCCCACUGAUAAAGGGGGAAGAUGGGCAACAGAUUUUCAAGUUCUACUGGCUGGACGCUUAUGAAGAUCAAUAUAACCAACCAGGAGUGGUAUUUCUCUUUGGUAAAGCUUGGAUUGAAUCAGCACAGUCCUAUGUGAGCUGUUGUGUAACAGUAAAAAAUAUUGAGAGAACUAUUUAUCUACUGCCACGUGAAUCGCGAAUUGAGUUAGUUUCUGGAAAAGAAACGACGAUUCCUGUGACUAUGAGAGACAUCUAUCAAGAAUUUAAUGACCAGAUUGCAGAAAAAUAUAAGAUCAUGAAAUUCAAGUCCAAGAAAGUGGAAAAGAAUUAUGCUUUUGAGAUACCAGAUGUUCCCGCAAAAUCUGACUAUUUAGAAGUUAGGUACUUGGCUGAGUUUUGUCGACUACCACAAGAUCUGAAAGGAGAGACAUUUUCUCAUGUAUUUGGAACAAACACUUCAAGCCUAGAGCUAUUCUUGAUUAGCAGGAAGAUUAAAGGACCAAGCUGGCUGGAAAUAAAAAAUCCACAAUUCCUGAGUCAGUCUGUCAGUUGGUGUAAAGUAGAAUUAAUGGCACUGAAACCUGACUUGAUUGAUGUGGUGAAGGAUCUUCCUCCCCCCCCUCUUGUGAUCAUGUCCCUUGCCAUGAAGACAAUUCAGAACACGAAGACUCAUCAGAAUGAGAUUAUGGCUGCUACAGCUUUAGUGCAUCACAAAUUUUGUCUGGACAAAGCACCACCUGAGCCUCCCUUUCAGACCUCAUUCUGUGUUAUUUCCAAACCAAAUGAUUGCAUUUUCCCAUAUGAUUUCAAGGAAGUCAUUAAGAAAAAGAAUGGUAAAAUUGAAAUUGCCACAACAGAAAGAACACUGUUGGGUUUUCUUCUGGCAAAGAUUCAUAAAAUUGAUCCGGAUGUUAUUGUGGGUCACAAUAUUUAUGGUUUUGAUCUGGAGCUUCUCCUCCAGAGAAUGAACUUCUGCAAAGUUCCUCAUUGGUCCAAGAUAGGUCGACUAAGGAGAUCAAACAUGCCAAAACUUGGGGGUCGUAGUGGAUUUGCUGAGAAGAAUGCAACUUGUGGUCGAAUGGUCUGUGACGUAGAAAUUUCAGCAAAAGAGUUGAUUCGUUGUAAAAGUUAUCAUUUGUCUGAACUUGUCAGUCAGAUUUUAAAAAAAGAAAGAGUAGUGAUUCCAGCUGAAGAGACCCGAAAUAUGUACAGUGAUUCUCAUCAUUUACUUUACAUGCUAGAGAACACCUGGAUUGAUUCUAAGUACAUUUUACAAAUUAUGUGUGAACUGAAUGUUCUUCCACUAGCCUUACAAAUUACAAAUAUUGCUGGCAAUGUUAUGUCCAGGACACUGAUGGGUGGACGAGCUGAGCGCAACGAAUACUUGCUUCUUCAUGCAUUUUAUGAAAAAGGUUAUAUUGUGCCUGAUAAACAACUGUUUAAAAAGCAGAAGUAUUUGGAAGAAGAUGAAGAUUUUGAAAGUGAUCAGAAUAAAUCAAAGUCAGGACGAAAGAAGGCAGCAUAUUCUGGAGGUUUAGUUUUGGAACCAAAAGUUGGUUUUUAUGACAAGUUCAUUUUGCUUCUUGACUUCAAUAGCUUAUACCCUUCAAUUAUCCAAGAGUUUAACAUCUGUUUUACAACAGUUCACAGAAUGUCUUCCAGUGUGCACAAAAAGACAGAGGAUGGUGAACAAGAAGAAAUUCCUGAAUUACCUGAUUCAUCUCUAGAAAUGGGAAUCUUGCCUAAAGAGAUCAGGAAGCUUGUUGAGCGAAGGCGUCAAGUAAAGCAGUUGAUGAAGCAACCAGAUUUACAUUCUGAUCUUUACUUACAGUAUGAUAUCAGGCAGAAGGCUCUGAAGCUUACAGCUAAUAGCAUGUAUGGAUGCCUGGGAUUUUCCUAUAGCAGAUUUUAUGCAAAGCCGCUUGCUGCUUUGGUGACUUUCAAGGGCAGAGAGAUCUUAAUGCAUACUAAGGAGAUGGUACAAAAGAUGAAUCUGGAAGUGAUUUAUGGUGAUACAGAUUCCAUCAUGAUAAAUACAAACCUUACCAAACUGGAAGAAGUAUUUAAACUGGGAAACAAGAUUAAAAGUGAAGUAAAUAAACUGUACAAGUUAUUGGAGAUAGAUAUUGAUGGAGUAUUUAAGUCCCUUUUACUGUUAAAAAAGAAGAAAUAUGCUGCUUUGGUUGUGGAACCAGCAGGCGAUGGAAAAUACAUUACCAAGCAAGAACUUAAAGGAUUGGACAUAGUGAGAAGGGAUUGGUGUGAUCUUGCAAAAGAGACUGGAAACUAUAUAAUUGGCCAGAUUCUUUCUGAUCAAUCUCGAGAUGUAAUUGUAGAAAACAUCCAAAGGAGGUUAAUUGAAAUUGGAGAAAAUGUCACAAAUAACCUUAUUCCAAUAAAAAAAUAUGAAAUCAAUAAGGCAUUGACAAAAGAUCCCCAAGAUUACCCGGACAAAAAAAGCCUGCCUCAUGUGCAUGUCGCCUUGUGGAUGAAUUCUCAGGCAGGUAGAAAGCUGAAAUCUGGAGAUACAGUGUCAUACGUUAUCUGUAAGGAUGGAUCAAAUCUGAGUGCCAGCCAAAGAGCAUAUGCUCCAGAGCAACUGAAGAAACAAGCAAAUCUUACUAUUGAUGUUCAGUAUUACCUGUCACAACAAAUUCAUCCAGUAGUAGCUCGUAUCUGUGAACCCAUACAGGGAAUAGAUUCUGUUCUUAUUGCAGCAUGGCUGGGAAUGGAUCCCCAACAGUUCAAAGUCCAUCAACAUUAUCAUAAAGAUGAGGAGAAAGAUGAUUUGCUUGGUGGCCCAGUUCAGCAAACUGAUGAAGAAAAAUAUAAAGACUGCAAGAGAUUCAAGUUUGCCUGUCCAAAAUGUGGGACAGAAAACAUUUAUGAUAAUGUCUUUCGUUGCUUGGGUGGGAAGUUUAAAGUCAGUGUGCUAUGCUGUAACCCAGAAGGAUGUAAUGAAAACCUUUUAAAUUACAGUAUGCAAAUUAACAACAAAUUAAUCUUGGAUAUAAGAAGCUUCAUAAAAAAAUAUUACAGUGGUUGGCUGAGGUGUGAAGAACAGGCAUGCCAGUUUCGUACCCGUCGACUUCCUCUCCGUUUUUCCCGGAAUGGACCUCUGUGUCCAGUCUGUAAGAAAGCUAUUGUUAAACAAGAGUACUCUGACAAGGCCUUAUUCACCCAGCUUUGCUUUUACCGUUACAUUUUUGAUGUGGACUAUGCAAGAGAAAAAUGUACUGGUCCAGAGAAAGAUGAAUUGAAGAAGAUGCUGGAAAUUCACAAGGAGGGAUAUAAAAAGCUGAAGAACACAGUAGACAAAUGGUUGUCUAUGAGCAGCUAUUCUGAAGUAAACCUCAGCAAACUCUUUCAGACAUUCAGCAUAGUAAAAUCUGGGGAAGAGUCCAGUACUUAAAAAUGUAUUUGUGGCCUCUUUCUAUAGGCAGUAAUCUUCUUUUUCUCUUAUUUUCUGUCUAUUGAGGUAUACUAGUAUGGCUGUAGAUUAAGAAAGCUAAUAUCCUUUAAAUCUAAGUUUAUUCAGUACUAAAAAUAUGAAAAGGAAAAGCAUAUUAAAAGUUGAUGAAUAUACUAAGCAGCUGCACAAUUUAUGUUUUAUAUGGAUUGUUGUAUUUUGAGACCUAGAAUGGAAGCAAGAGAUAGAAAAAUAGCUCCUUUAACUGAAUAAUUUCCAGUGAGAGUUGCUGGAAUGAAGUGAUCCUAGACUUUGCUUCAGAGUAUUUAGCAAAUGUGCUUUAACAGAGGUCUUUGUAGAAGCACUGAUGGUUUCUGUUUUCAUAAUUUAUUUAGUUGGUGAUAUAGAUAACAUUGUAAUUGUUUUUGCUCUGUGAGGAGAUGCCAAACAAGAGUAUUGUGCUGCAAUGAUAUAGAAUAACUGAAUGGAAACUAAUAUGAAAGAAUCAACUGACUUCUUAUAGGCCAAGGAGAUUGUGUGUUGCAAAUUCUCAUAGCCCUCUGAAUGUUACUUGUCAAUUCUUUAGGAGUCAACAAAAUAAGUAGUGCAACCUAUUAUGGUUAGAAGAAGCUAAUUGUGGCAAAAAUGGACCAAAUUUAAGCUAACAAAAGGAAUAACUUUAUGGUAAGCAAAUAAAGCUGUGGAAAAGUUUUAGGGAGCUUAUAAUUGGUUAAUUGCCAAUAAACAAUUAACAGAUACAACAGAAGUCAUACCAACCUCAUAGGUAAUUUUGGGCUGGAUCUCUGAGUGGGAAAGGGAGAUACUGGACUCUUUAUAUAGAUUUUAUUCCUUAAUUUCUGUGAGUCUAAUAAUGUCAUUUACUAGUAUAUGUAAAAGCAUUUUAAAUGUAGAUGUAAACAUUUACACAGUUGAAGGAAAUAUAAUAAAAUUAUUUGUAUAAAGA